AUGAGCAGUAAAAUCGGGGUUCUGGAACACUCAUCCAUGGACCUGAUUCGCCGAGGAAAGUGCAAGUCUGGGGCCUCUCAUCCAUGCAUCACACCUCGAGGGGCUGCCUGCUCCCCCAUCCCCGGUCCAACCACGGACCUCAGCACUGAUGGAGCUCCUCUCACUCCUCCUGGGGCUGGAGGAGGGGAGCAUGGAGUGGAGAGAGCUCAGGCCGACUCUCCGGUCCAUAAGGAGCUGUGGUUCAUUGUUGUUAUGGCAGCCAUUGCCCUCUUGGUGAUGGCCAUUAUCAUUGCUAUUGUGCUAAAUAAGGCCCUUAAUAAGCCUCCCUUUAGUAGAGAGCGGCCCCCACUGGUGGCAACAACCAUGGAAAAAAGAAGCCCGAUGGCUGUGUACCCACCCAGCAACUCCAUGUUGUUUGACACAGUGCCGGACACGACCGCCUACUCCAACAGUGUAACGCUCAAAGGCUUCACCCUAAAGAUAGAGGAGGUGACAGAAGGUAAAUGUGAGGAGGACCUUGCACAGGCGGAACUCGGCAUCCUGAGCGUGAACUCUCUGAGGCGCAGCGUGAGCCAAGUGAUGGAUGGGAAGUCUGUGGCAGAAGACAGCGACGUGUGGGAUCCCAACAUCAAUGGCCAUGACAGUGGGAUGGUGAGGGACCCCAGAAACUUUAUGGACGAUGAAACAUUUGUGGACUCCAUCAAAGGCUUCAGUACAGUGAAAAAGGAGCACACCAUGUUCACUGAUACCAACCUAUGA
Knipowitschia caucasica is the source of this 759-nucleotide messenger RNA. The record is from the annotation of a GenBank genome assembly. Lineage: Eukaryota; Metazoa; Chordata; Actinopteri; Gobiiformes; Gobiidae.